Molecule: messenger RNA, 867 nt
Organism: Closterium sp. Yama58-4
Lineage: Eukaryota; Viridiplantae; Streptophyta; Zygnematophyceae; Desmidiales; Closteriaceae
Source: the annotation of a GenBank genome assembly
AUGGCGACUUACAAUGUUCUCACCUUUGACGCAGAGGGCCGCCCGAUCGAAUUUGAAACCUGGUUAGACGACCUUAGGCUCUACCUUCAGUGCGAGUCUAAGGAUCGUGUGUCCCUGUUCGCUCAUACGUCUGGUAGCGCUGCCAUCCCUGCAGACACUGCUGACGCUGACACUCGUGACCAGUGGCUUAUUCGCGACGCUGCUGCUCGCCUAGCUGUGCGAAACCACCUACCGCUAGCCGAGCGCGUGCACUUUAGCCAACAAAAAACCGCCAAGGGCCUGUUCGACGCAGUCGUAGCUCGCUACAGCUCGCCUGCCACUGCUGCGCUAGGCCGUCUUAUCCUGCCCUACCUCUUUCCUGACCUGUCCGCCUUUCCUACAGUCGCUGAUCUCAUCACCCACCUCCGCACUAGCGACGCUCGGCUCACUAUAGACCUCCUCGAAAAGCACCUUACAGCGGCCGAGGUUAGCAUUAACGCUGCUGUGGGCGCUUCUCGAGGCACUCCUCGCACCCCCUUCUUCGAGGGGUGUUCCCCCUCUCCCCUCCUCCCCUCUGUCGCCACUGCUGCUGCUGUCGACCUCCUUGGUGCUGAGGAGGUUGGGGCUGCGUCUGCUUCCAGUGGCAGGCGCCGCAGCGGCAAGGGGAAGGGCGGCAAGGGUGGUGGGGGUGGUGGGGGUGGAGGCGGUGGUGGAGGCUCGGGUGGUGGCGGCGGGGGUGGUUGGAGCGGCGGGGGUGGGGGUGGGGGUGUUGGGGUCGGUGGUGGCGGCGGCAGUGGGGGUGGCAGUGGCGGAGGUGGCGGCGGUGGGAGUGGCAGCGGAGUCGGUGGCGGUGGUCGCAGUGGUGCGGCCCAGCACUACGAUUCUUGA